This is a messenger RNA of Calypte anna (Anna's hummingbird), 4377 nucleotides long. It is a transcript of the gene EDC3, whose product is annotated as enhancer of mRNA decapping 3. Bases 108 to 1640 code for a protein of 510 amino acids. Gene Ontology annotation, cellular component: P-body. The transcript is spliced from 7 exons. The record is from RefSeq and is a predicted model, not a curated record. Gene Ontology annotation, biological process: deadenylation-independent decapping of nuclear-transcribed mRNA; P-body assembly. Lineage: Eukaryota; Metazoa; Chordata; Aves; Apodiformes; Trochilidae. Gene Ontology annotation, molecular function: mRNA binding.
GGGGCGCCGGGCCGGAGUGACGUCAGCGCCGGGCCGUCGCGGGUAGGCGGAGGGGCCCGCGGGUGAGGCGGGAGCAGGCGGCGGGCGCAGGCUGCUGUGCUGGCACCAUGGCUGCAGACUGGUUGGGCAGCAUCGUUUCCAUCAACUGUGGGGAGAGCCUGGGGGUCUACCAGGGCAGGGUGUCUGCUGUGGACCAGGUCAGCCAGACCAUCUCCCUCACACGCCCCUUCCACAAUGGGGUCAAGUGCCUGGUGCCAGAAGUCACCUUCAGGGCAGGUGACAUCACUGAGCUGAAAAUCCUGGAGAUCCCCGGGCCAGGGGACAGCAGCAGCAGCAGCAGGCAGUGUGGGGACCUGCAGCAGACAGAAGUGGGGAUCCCUGGAGUGGGGUGCCAAGUGGGUCCCAGUCAGAACGGGACUGGGAAGGUGUUAAAGAAGCCCCUGUCCAGCAGUGCCCCCCAGAACAUCCCCAGGAGGCCGGAGCUGAAGCACCAGGACAUCCUCAUCUCCCCUCAGCAGCAGUGCUCCAAGAGCUACAUGGAUCGACACAUGGAAACACUGUCUCAGUCCAAAGGCUUCCGGAGGAGACACAACUCCUGGUCAUCCAGCAGCCGCCAUCCCAACCAAGUGACCCCAAAGAAGAGCGGCCUGAAAAACGGGCAGAUGAAGAGCAAAGACGACGAGUGCUUCGGGGAUGACAUCGAGGAAAUCCCAGACACAGAUUUUGAUUUUGAGGGCAACCUGGCCCUUUUUGACAAGGCAGCUGUGUUUGAAGAGAUUGAAACUUACGAGAGGAGGAGCGGGACGCGUUCCCGAGGGACCCCAAGCGAGAAGCCGGCUCGCUACCGGCACGAUGAGAACAUCUUGGAGUCAGAGCCCAUCGUCUACAGGAGGAUUGUUGUGCCCCAAAAUGCUAACAAAGAAUUCUGCACGGACUCUGGGCUGGUGGUUCCAAGUGUGUCUUACGAGCUUCACAAGAAGCUGCUCUCAGUUGCUGAGAAGCAUGGGCUGACUCUGGAGAGGAGGCUGGAGAUGACAGGAGUGUGUGCCAGUCAGAUGGCCCUCAGCCUCCUUGGGGGACCCAACAGGCUGAACCCAAAGAACGUGCACCAGAGGCCCACAGUAGCCCUGCUGUGUGGGCCCCACGUGAAGGGUGCCCAGGGGAUCAGCUGUGGGAGGCAUCUCUCCAACCACGACGUCCACGUCAUCCUUUUCCUCCCCAACUUUGUCAAGAUGCUGGAGUCCAUCACCAAUGAGCUGAACCUUUUCAGCAAGACACAGGGCCAGCAGGUGUCCAGUGUCAAAGAUCUCCCAGAUACCCCUGUUGACCUAGUAAUCAACUGCCUGGAUUGCCACGAAAACGCUUUUUUGAGAGAUCAGCCUUGGUACAAAGCAGUGGUGGACUGGGCCAACCAGAACCGGGCACCUGUCCUCAGCAUAGACCCUCCCAUCAGUGAGAUGGAGCAGGGCAUUGAUGCAAAAUGGUCCCUGGCCCUGGGCCUGCCCCUGCCCCUGGGCGAGCGGGCAGGGCGUCUGUACCUCUGUGACAUUGGCAUUCCCCAGAAGGUCUUUCAAGAAGUGGGAAUCAACUACCACUCCCCCUUCGGCUGCAAAUUUGUCAUCCCUCUGCACUCCACUUAGAGCCCAACCCAGCCACACGGAGAGGAGGGAGAAAGGAGGAGGAGGAGUUCUGUCCAAUAAGCUGUCCAGUGGAUCCUGACUUAAGUAAGCUCGUGACGCCUUAAGGAUGUGAAGUUCUGAAGAGUUUUCCUUCCAGAAGGAUCAUUGUGUAUUUAAAAAGAAAGAAAAAAAAAAUCAUAAAAUGGAAAAAAAAAAAAAAAAAAAGGAAGCAAACGUUCCUGCAAAGCUGUUUUCAUUCUCUUGUGCCAUUGUAUGAAGGAACGUGCAGGAAGAUGGUGUCUGUGCAGGUGCAGGACACUGCUGUCUAGGCCUGGCCAAGAGGCUGUUUUGAUGAGGGGGUGUACAUGGAGGUGGCACGAGUGGUCAGAGAUUUGAGAUGUGUUUCUUGGUCCUUCUGGGCAGAUAGACCCAGCCAAGGCACCCUUGUGGGAACAGCACCCCUUGAUUCUGUAGAGACUUGUGUUGGAGUUGUAUCGGGAGGGAGGGUUUGGUUUUGUUCAGUUGUUCUUUUGGCUUCCCCCUCCCCUGGUUUCUGUUCCUCGAGGCAGUUUGUAGCUUGUCCUCCCUCCUCGACUCACCAGCCCCUGGAGGAGCAUCUUGCCUCCUGGGAAAGCUCCUCUCAAGCUGUGGGAAACACCCACAUCCUCAGCCAGGCCUGGCUUGCUUUAUGUGUUCAGUUGGCUUUUUGUUUGUUUGCUUAGUGGGUAACGCCCGGGUCUCUGGGGUUAGGAGAAGGGUGUUUUGGGAAAGAACAUUUCCAGGAUAGUUGUUUGGAGGUUUGGGGUUUUUCUUUUUCCUUUUUUUUUUUCUUUUUUUUUUUUUUCCUGGCCCAGUGAGUGGCUGAAUCAGGGAAAGCACAGUGGAGCAGGGCAGUGUCACUCUUGGUUGCUUUCAGGGCCAGGUGAUGUUUGGGUGAGUUCCCACGGUACUUCCAGCACACCUCCUGCACUCAGUCUGGUUUGGGAAGUAGGUAAUGGGUCCAUUUGUUCCCUUUGGGCUCCAGGCCUGCAGCUAGGGUGGGCUUGUCUUUGCACCCAUGUCUGGGAACCAGCUUGAGGAAGGGCUUGGCACCUCAGCUUACACAGCACAGUCCUGUUUGCCUGCAGGAGAUGGAGCUGCUGCCCUCCUGGAGGGGCACAGCAUGGGGUUCUGGUCUGAAUCACCAGAGAGGAGCUGCCUCAGGUUGCUGCUUUCACUGUGUUGUCCCAGUGGAACCUUGGUGCAGUUUUUAGGGCAGGAACAAGCCAAGGAGCCAUCAGUGCUUUGUGCACAGUGGCUGCUCCAGGGUAGCACAAGGUGCUGAGCUCCUUGCUUGCUCCUGAUGCCCUGGGCACGGGUGGUGCCUGAUGCUCUGCUGCUCUUCUGGCACCUGACCUGUGCCCAGAGCUCCUGCAGCUGCCUAACCCCUUCCCAGCCCCUCUGCUGGCAGCAGGGAGCACUUCAGUGCUUCAGAAGGGGCUUUUUUUCCCCAAGGGGAGCCGGAUCCCUUCUGAGGCUGAGGUGCAGGGACAGGGGAAGCUGCUGCCCUAGCUGCUCUGUUGCUGUGCUCUGCCCCGCCCCUGGCAGCAAACCUGCAGGGGAUGUGUCUCUCCUGCCUGCUUUGAACAAAAAACAAGUGUAUCUACCUCAGCAGGAUAGGGGGGGCUCUGCUCCUUCAGGUAUCUGGACCACUGACUCCCCUCGAGCUUCUCUCUCCCCCGUGGCUGGAGGCUCAGCACUCCUGGAGCAGCUGGGUGACUGCCAGGCUCCAGCAGCUCCUGUCCCCUGGGAAGGGCAAAGCUGCAGCUCCCCUGCCUCAGGGGAACCACAUUUCAGCUCUAGUGGCAUUGAACAAGUUGUGGUUCUGACUCAGACUCCCUGGGAAGGGAUGGCAACUGGGCUGGGUAUUGAAAAGUCAAACAGGAGGCUGCCCUCUGCCCUUCUCCUUAUUUUGGCUGUCUCAGCCUCAGCCAGAGGGGCAGCAGCUGGGAUACAGAGGUAGAUGUUGCUGUAGUACAGUGUUAGCUUUAGCCCUCCCUCCCCCUUUUUUUCACUUAAGAUACUCAAGAAUCUGCUGUUCCAGUGUCUGCUUUCCUUCAGCCAGGCUGCAGCUUUUCCUCCCCUUCUCUGGGUCUGGCUGGUGAACUGUGGAUUGUGUUCACCAAGCAGUGUAGCAAUCUCCAAGGGACCUUUUCUGCCCUGCUGCUGCUGUGCCACUGCCUGAAGUUACGUGCCCAGGAAGGCACUGACCCAAGUAAAGAUAUUUUUUUUUAAUUUUUGCAGGGGGGGCAGCUGGGGUCACACAGCUCUAGGCAGGCCUUGUGCAUUGCCAGCCCUGCAGCAAUAGGGGUUCCCUAACUUAAAAAAAAAAGAUGUUGCACAGCCAGAGGGUACAAACCCUCUGGUAAGGAAAGGGACUUCCAGCCCCUACCUGCCUGGAGCAUUUGAGGCCCAGCCAGCAGCUCUGGGCUGUGUUUGGCACAGUUAAUAGUUAUGGUGCGCCCUUUCUGGAGCUGUGAUGAGCUGUGAAGCUUGGGCUGUGCUUUCCUUCAGAAACAGAGGCUGACUUGAGGAGGUGCUGGCCUCACCCAUGUGAUGUGCAGCUUCUGUGCAGCUGUGAGCUCCACUGGAGCACUUCUGAGGCCCAGAAAAAGGUCUGUGGCCUUUCUUCUCCCCUCGCCCUCUAUUGCCAGCAUUAAUUCAAAUGGAACAUUUAUUUUUAGCUGUGUUUGAGAUAGUUUCUAACCCCCCCCCCCCC